GCGUGGAGGUGAUGAACAGCUGUCCUAUCUGUCCCCUGCCCUACGCUGUACGAAUCAUGAAUACUCUUUGUAUUAGGCGCUCGAUAUAUUUGAUCAACCAGACACCUUUCUUCAUUAGUCUAUCAGAAUUGCCCAAGACCGACGGGGUUUUCAUUGCCUCUCAGGACAGGCAACUCUCCGGAAGAGGAAGAUGAGUUAGAACAAAGAUGAGUUAGAACAUUCAUUAUCGAAUGGAUUGAUGUUUUAUGCCGUAUCUUCGAGAUUGGUGACUAUUAUCGAUGGGUAUGUUGAAGCUUCUAAUUUCAUUUACGUUUUCUGGCAAACUGUUCAUUCGUAAAGUAAACUCGCUCGACGAGGUGAAGCAGGAGACGCUCGCUUGGGUGUAUCAGCUUGUGUUGUCGAGCUGUCUUUAUGAACGAGAUUAAUGACCUCCGAUCCUAUUAGGACCAUAUCUCUCCGCCUUGUCCACAGUAGACGUUUAUAUCAAUCGCAACCUCUGAGAUAGAUACCUUUAACGUCAUAUCCUACUCCCCGUUCUUCACAUUACAUUUCGGACACAUGAUGGUAGAUGUUUAGUCGGGCUUGGUGUUGUGGUAACGUACUUAGCUAAUGGCAUGAGGGAUAAAUAUAAAUUUCUUCAGGUGCUGAGGGAUCUGAGGGUGUUAUGCCAGGCGCCAACGUCGUAUCUGAGAGUGAAAAUAAGAAGUGGGCAUUGCUUAACUGGAGACCGAAGAAGGUCGAAGAGGAGGAUGGUGGAAUGUCUGGCAAUGAAGAGAUGGGCAUGACUGUAUUCUUGCUCAAGUUUGGUGAAGGCAUGGAGGAAGUCCCCGUUUCUCGACUAUAUAUUUCUGCCCUUACUAUCGGCCUCUCUUACUUCAUUGGCAGUGUUGGAGGAGGAGGCCUUAUCCCCCUCAUUCCUUACAUGGAAAUAAACAUUAAAAUUAUCAUUCGGCCGGCAGCGGGGCUCACCGCCGGCAAGCGGACCACUACCUACGUACUAGCUAUGCUCCAUAGUAAAAGGCCAUAUACUACAAGUCCAUAUGCAUGACUUUCGACCUUGA
Cryptococcus deneoformans JEC21 is the source of this 1061-nucleotide messenger RNA. RefSeq lists its product as hypothetical. The record is from RefSeq and is a predicted model, not a curated record. The coding region runs from base 665 to 1048 and encodes 127 amino acids. The transcript is spliced from 3 exons. Lineage: Eukaryota; Fungi; Basidiomycota; Tremellomycetes; Tremellales; Cryptococcaceae.